CUAUUCUGGAAUCUUUGUGUACUAGGGGAUGACAUUAUGGGUUUUUUAGUCUUUGGAUUUUUUUUUUAAGCUUUCCAGAAAAAAAAAAAAACAACAUAAAGAAUGAUGUAAUGGUCUGCAUGAAUUGGAAAAGAGAGAUAGGGAAAUGGAGACCCCCAGCUGUUCUGAUGCUAUAUCUUUGUGCCUUACUUUGGGAUGUUUGGCAAACUGACAGUUGUAUUAUCACCCUGCUCUCAUAGAUAACUGUAGAAAAAAUGGUCUUCUUUCCUAUGUUAUACUGGCUGUAGCUAGCUGUUUGCUUAGUGAUAGGUAAAAUCAAACUAAUUUACAGUAUUAAUCUCAAGGCUUUUGAAUUGUAAUGAUGAGUUUCUUUCUGUGUUUGGGAAGAAAACUUCUCUCUUAGAUCUUUGGUAAAGGAAGUCCUGGAAUCAUGAGGUUCCUUUGCCUGUUGUAAAUUCUGGAUCAUCUGGCACCUAUGCUCUGGCAAGAAUCAUUAUUUUAGUGACAGACACUUUGUUGUCUGGUGCUGCCCAAUGCUGUGUUGUAUUUUCACUUGAAGUCCUCUCUAAAAACUUGGGAAUUCCCUGGUCUUCAUUUUGGUCUUUGGUUUGUCACUCUGGGAGUUUUGUGUCUCUCAAAAGAGUUACAGUGAAAUUGAGUUUGUGGUUAGGCAUUUGGCAGCUGUAUUGCUUAGGCAGCCCUUCCUCUCCAUUCUUGCUGAUCUUUCCUGUUGCUGCACUACCCUCUCCAAUUUGCUGUUUUUCUAUGGUUUUAGGACAACUACGCUGAGAACUGGUCUUGUUGAAAGAAAUCAACAGUUGUAUAAACAAAGUGGAAGAGGUCCUGUAGAGAUGAGACAGCAACUCCAAAAGGCUUGGAAUUAAAUUAGUAGUUGGAAGAAGUAAUUAAAUUGGUAGUUGGAAGAACUGGGCAUUGAAUGUGAAGCUGUCCUGGUGCUAGAAGAACUUACUACAAGGUGGUCACUGAGGACUAGUUGGCAAUAUAUGCUGUUUCUGGAAUAUGCUGAUAUUGGGAUUUUCUGUCUGUCUGCUCUUAACCCGGUGGAAUAACUGAGGAGUAGGAUAGAAAGCUGAUGCAGAACUCUUACGUCAUGUAUUAUAGUUCCUUCAAUAUUUUGCUGUCAGUUCUCCCAUUGCUUCAACAUUCUCAGAGAAAAUAAUUAUGGAACAAAAGAAUUAACCAGACUUUUAUGAAAAGCAUCUAACUGUUUAAACAUACAAAUGCGACUUGCUGGGUUUGCAACACAUGACAAAUAUUUCAUUUGUUUCAGUAUGUAAAUUAAAACAUAUAAAAUUCUUUAGACAAAACUACAAAUAUAGAUUAAAUGCCUGUGGAACUGCCUGAUUCCCACAAUGCAACAUUUGCCAACAAAUUUACACAGCUUUUUUCUGUAAGGAAUUGUUUCUAUCCAUGAAAAAUUCUCAACACUGAGUCCUGUAGCUGGUAAAGCUACACUCAGCUUACCAUUCAAAGGAAAACUGAUGUUCUCAAAGUCAUGUGUUUUUCAGUUAAGCUGAUUAAAUCAGUUAUUGCACAGGUUUAAAUUACAUUGUGACAAGUUGCAGAGGCACAUUGCCUGAAGUGUCCUCGGGCAGAAAUGGCAAUCUUAUUUGGCAAGGCUUUUGGUAUAGAAUAUUUUCAUUUGGACAGCAGUUCUGUGUAGAACAUGCAAUUUUAAGUUUGGUAGUGUGAUGUUUAUUUACAGAUAAAAUAUUUUUAAUAUGUAGCCACUGGCCUCUCUGUAACUCUUUGAAUAUGUUAAGAGCUUUGGAAGUGGAAAAUUCUAUCAUUUCUUCAAAACUUUGGUCACAUUUCCUGAGUGGAGGCCUUCUUUAAGCAUCCUUAAGUAUGGAGAACUUCAUUCUGUAUGAAGAGAUUGGAAGAGGAAAUAAGACAGUUGUUUAUAAAGGAAGAAGAAAGGGGACAAUUAAUUUUGUUGCUGUUCUUUGCACUGAUAAAUGCAAAAGAGCUGAAAUAACAAACUGGGUUCGUCUGACUCAUGAAAUCAGACACAAGAAUAUAGUGACAUUUCAUGAAUGGUAUGAAACCAGCAACCAUCUCUGGCUUGUAGUGGAAUUAUGCACAGGUGGUUCUCUAGAAUCUGUUAUUGCUCAAGAUGAACAUCUACCUGAAGAUGUAGUGAGAGAAUUUGGUGUUGAUUUGAUUACUGGUUUAUACCAUAUUCAUAAGCUUGGAAUUAUCUUUUGUGAACUGACGCCUGGAAAGAUUCUGCUGGAAGGGCCUGGCACUUUGAAAUUCAGUAAUUUUUGCUUGGCUAAAGUGGAUGGUGAAAACUUGGAAGAACUUUUUGCUUUAGUUGAAUCUGAAGAAGGUGAAGGAGAUGUUAGUGAAAGCACUCCACAAAGAUACCUGAAAAACAGAUUUCGAGGUUCUCUGUUAUACACAGCUCCAGAAGCAAUAAAGGGAGAAGACUUCUCCAAAGCCAGUGAUCUGUGGUCCUUGGGAUGUUUACUUUAUGAAAUGUUCUCAGGAAGACCGCCGUUCUCCUCAGACAGCUUUUCUGAAUUAAUUGAAAAGAUUUUAUAUGAAGAUCCAUUGCCACCUAGACCAGAGGCUUCUCCUUUUUGCAAACCUUCUGCUGAGUUCAUUAGUUUGCUUGAUGGCUUGCUUCAAAAGGAUCCUCAGAAAAGGUUAAAUUGGACAGACCUGUUGCAGCACCCAUUCUGGAAAGGAUCCCUUAGCCAUUGUGGUGGUGAUUCUGCAGACCGCUGGGGCACAAGCUCAAGCAGUGAAGACACAGAAUCAUCUGUGUCUUGGAGUGCCAAAGAGCCAGUGGAUACUCAUAAAAAUCUAGAUAACCUGUCAUCCUCAAGAGCAGAUAAUAAGCUACCAAGCACUUGUCUCAAAACAGAAAUUCAGACUGAAUUGCGCCCAAAAAAUGCAGUUGAUAGUGAAACAAAUGAAUCAAUAUUUCUUCUCAGUUCUCGUCCCACUCCUAGAACUAGCACAGCAGUAGAAGCGAGAGAUGCUACUACUGCUCCAAUCCAAAAUUUUCCACAGAGAGAUUCAUGCUUGAAAAAGGCUAAAAAUAUGUGCUCAAGUCAGCAGGAUAUGGAGUCAACACUGAAAGAGCUCAUUUACAGUGAAUCUGAUCUUAUCAUAACACCGAUCAUUGACAAUCCAAAGAUAAUGAAGCAAGCACCAGUUCGAUUUGAUCUGAUAACUUUACAUAUACCAACAUAUUCAGCUGAGAAGUUAUCGUCUAUGAAAGACAUGGACUGGAAUGACUUCUUGCAACGAGUAUGUUCACUGCUUGAUUCCACUGAGAAGAAUACAGGAGCAGCACGUUCUAAACUGAACUUACUGUACUAUCUGUGUACUGUGGCUGUCCACAAGGAAGUUGCAAGCAAGUUAAUUAGCUCUCAGCUGUUUCCUUUAUUGAUACAGCAGCUGCGUGCAGCCGCCAACUGGGAUAUACGUGCCAAAGUUGCUCGAGUGAUUGGUUUACUGGCAUUACAUACAUCUGAACUUGGAGAAAACGUACCUGUUUCUGAGGCGAUUAUACUUUUAACUGAACUCAUCAGAGAGAACUUCAGGAAUAGCAAAUUGAAACAAUGCCUUUUGCCAGCACUUGGGGAGCUUCUUUACCUCAUAGCCAGCAAGGAGGGAAAAAGGGAACACCCCAGAGAAUGCUGGGCCGUUCCCUCGGCUGCUUACACUGUGCUAAUGAGGUGUCUUCGAGAAGGGGAAGACCGGGUAGUGAACCAUUUAGCAGCAAAGAUCAUUGAAAAUGUUUGCACUACUCUCUCUUGCCAUGCACAAGGAUUUAUUACAGGAGAAAUUGGACCUGUCUUGUGGUACCUUUUCACACAUUCUACAAUAGAUUCUUUGAAGAUAACUGCUGUUUCGGCUUUAUGCAGAAUCACUCGUUAUUCACCUAAUGCUUUCCAGAGUGUUAUUGAAAAAGUGGGAUUAACAGCUGUACUAAAUUCCUUGGCAAAUGGAAUAUGCAAAAUUCAGCAGUACAUGCUCACCAUGUUUUCAGCAAUGUUGUCAUGUGGGAUUCAUCUACAGAGGCUGAUUCAAGAAAAGGAUUUUGUGACUACAAUUGCUCGUUUACUUGAAAGUCCUUCAACUUUUAUUCGAGCAAAAGCCUUUCUGGUCCUGCUACAAGUUAUAAUUAAUAAUAGGGAGAUGUUGCUUCUCAGUUGUCAAGCAAGACUCGUGAUGUAUAUUGAAAGAGACAGCAGAAAGAUCACGCCAGCAAAAGAGCAGCAAGGUGGCAGUGAAUACCUGUCAAAAUGCCUGGAUCUUCUCAUCUAUCACAUUGUGCGGGAGCUGCCAGGAAUUCUAGGUGACAUUCUCACUGCCUUAACCAAUGUCUCCGGACGUAAACACCCAUCAACGGUUCAGGCCAAACAGCUGAAGAUGUGCCUUCCUAUGACGCCUGUAGUGCUUCAUCUUGUGACAUCCCCGGUAUUUCGUCCCCAGAUAGUCACAGAGGAGUUUCUUUUCAACUAUGGGACCUUACUAAAUUUUAUCAGAUCGAUAGAUUCAGGAGAAACAAACUUGGACGGAGCAAUAGGGCAAGCUGCAUCUGAAGAAUUGAUUAAGACUACUUUAUCAAUCUUUGAAGCAGUAACACAGCAUCCUGUCUUGUUGACAAUCCAUCACUUGACCGUUGAAGACUGUAUCCUCCCUCCACUAGUUUCUUUGGUCCACAGUCAGAAUGUGGAAUGGAGACUCUUCAGCUUGCGGUUGCUCUCAGAAACCACAUCACUGCUUUUAAGCCACGAGGUCAUGGCUGAGGAGAAAGAGGAGAGCCUCGACUCAAACAGCAUGCUUCUGUCUCUCAUUAGAGAUUCAUUGUUGCCUCAGUAUGAGCACAUUCUGAUGGCUCCAGACCCAGUGCCAAUGUAUGCUCUGAAACUGUUGGUGGCCCUGACUGAACACAGCCCUGCUUCUGUGAGACUUGUGGAAGAAAUCCAUCUUUUUCCAGUUCUUUUCCAAGUCAUCUUGGACCACCAAGACAGUAUACUUGGCAAUACAAUGCAAACUGUGAUCGCCUUACUGAAUAACAUAGUUGCUAAUAAAAGCACGAACCUGAUGUUACUCUUUGAAGAAGGACUGGCUCAUCACAUCUGUAAUCUCCUAAUAGAAACUGUGGCUCUGUACUUGGAGGCAGAUGAUAAAAGCAGCACCAAGACAGCAAAUGCACUGCUUUUGUCCUUGCUUGACAUUUUGCACUGCAUGCUGAUGUAUACAGCAAACAUUGUGCGCCAGGCUUUACAGGCACAGAAAUCUGGCACAGGAGGGGACACGCAGGCUGCUGAAGACCUUCUGCUUAUCAAUAAACCUCUGACGGACCUAAUUAGCCUGCUUAUUCAACUGCUUCCAGGUGAAGAUACUGAAAUAUUUGAGAGUGCCUCACAGUGCUUAUCCUUGCUGGUUCAGCUGUAUGGAGGGAACAGUCAGGAGAGUAUGUCUCCAGAAAACAUGGACAGCUUUGCUGAAGUACUGAAGUCCAAAAAAGAUACACGACAACUGAAGCUUUUGUUAAGAAUUAUAAAGAGACUGAUAACUUCAAACGAGAAGCGCUCGGAGAGCCUGAAGAAUGAUGGUGAUGCUCUUAUCCAAGCUCUAGAGAGCCUGGCCCAAACUGCCAGCUCUCAUGCCGAUGUGGCUGUUGCUUCCUUGGCAUUUGAAAUUCUGAGCAUGGUGGCACAUGAAAAUCUCAAGGCUACCAAGUGAACGGCUUUUGUCUGGCCUACUCACCCACGCAAGCGUGUGCUGCGCAGCACCUCAUUCCUGCAGGAGCAUCGGCGAAUGCGCAGAGCAGCCGUAAUCGAUCUAGCAGGCUGAGCUGUAGCUCUGCACGGCCGUAUGUGUGCCUUUGGGAGGCUUUAGGGCGGUUGGCUGGGGGGG
Phalacrocorax carbo (great cormorant) is the source of this 5907-nucleotide messenger RNA. The record is from RefSeq and is a predicted model, not a curated record. NCBI's taxonomy places the organism in Eukaryota, Metazoa, Chordata, Aves, Suliformes, Phalacrocoracidae.